Molecule: messenger RNA, 1953 nt
Organism: Brassica oleracea var. oleracea
Lineage: Eukaryota; Viridiplantae; Streptophyta; Magnoliopsida; Brassicales; Brassicaceae
Exons: 3
Coding region: 1-1953 (650 amino acids)
Source: RefSeq, a predicted model, not a curated record
AUGGCCGUAAAGACUGACAUGAGUAAAGCCUACGACCGCCUUGAAUGGGAUUUUAUAGAAGCUGUUUUCCUUCAACUUGGGUUCCACGUAAACUGGACAAACCUGAUCAUGCAAUGUAUCAAGACAGUCUCCUACUCUUUUCUGAUAAAUGAGGACAAGACGCUGAAAUGGAUAAAAGUUGCUACUAAUAGCCCUAGGAUAAACCAUUUGCUCUUCGCUGAUGACACACUCUUCUUCUGCAAGACAAACCCCCGAAGUGUGUCUACCCUGCUUAGCAUCCUGUCUCUAUACGAACAAGCUUCUGGACAGCGCAUCAACCCGCUGAAAUCUGGCGUCACUUUCUCAAACAAAAUGCCCCAAGAACUGAAGGAUAAAGUACAAUCAGAUUUGGGCAUUGAGAAAGAGGGAGGAGUGGGGAAGUAUUUAGGAGUACCAAAGCACUUUGGAAGGAAAAAGAGAGACCUAUUCACCCCUAUUGUAGAUAGAAUCAGACACAAGGCGUCUAGCUGGUCCAGAAAACAUCUCUCUAUGGCCGGGAAGAUGUUUCUACUCAAAGAUGUACUCUCUGCAAUACCCAACCAUUCAAUGCAAUGUUUUAAACUACCACAGUCCUUAUGCAAAAGAAUCCAAUCAGCUUUAACCCGAUUCUGGUGGGACUCAAAGGAGGGUAAGCGUGGAAUGUCCUUAGUGGCUUGGGAUACUAUGAUCAAAUCGAAAAGAGACGGUGGAUUGGGUUUCAGAGACAUCCAAAGUUUCAAUGAUGCCCUCUUGGCGAAGAUCAGUUGGCGCAUCCUCUCGUCAGCAUCCUCCCUUCUAGCAAGCGUCCUGGCUGGCAAAUAUUUCCACAACCAAGAGUUUCUCCAUGUUAAAGCUCCAUCUGCAUGCUCCCACGGCUGGAGGGGCAUCCUUAUUGGACGUGACCUGAUAAAUGAACAACUAGGAUGGGCCAUUGGAAAUGGGGAAAGUGUGUCUGUUUGGAACGAUCAGUGGCUCUAUGCUGAUAGAAAAGGUAGCCCAAUAGGACCUGCCCCUGAAAGCUCUAAGGACUUAAAAGUCGCGGAUCUCUUCAGAGAACAAACACGAGUAUGGGAUUCCCAAAAGAUCGAGGACCUGUUUCCUCUCCUUCAAGGCUAUUUUGUUGCCCUUCAAAAGAACUACCCUAUGCUGGCUAAACCUCAGGUUCACCACCAAGACUGGAUACAAGAUCUUUGGAAAAUCCCUAUGACGCCUAAAAUAAAGCUUCUAAUCUGGAAGAUCAAGCAUGGUGCAUUACCAGUGGGAGAAGUUCUAAGGGCAAGACAGAUUAUCCCUAACUCUAAGUGCAUCAGGUGCGAUUGCUCUGAAACUAUCAUCCACCUAUUUUUCCAUUGUGAAUUUGCUCGUAAAGUUUGGGAAUUAAUACCUGUUUCGGGAGGCUUUAACUGUGAUCAAGUGGUGAACUUUGAUGCGGCCUGGAAGUCAGCCCUUCAGGCUACUGUUCUUCCCCCAAUAGGGCUAGCUGAUACUUCUCUUGCCCCAUGGAUAAUUUCCUCAAUAUGGACGGCGAGGAACUUCCUGAUUUUCCAAAAAAGGCAAUUCUCAGCUCAAGAAACUAUGGUAAAGGAAAUUUGCGAUGCAAAGGAGUGGAAAUCAGCACAAUCAACCCUCUCCCCUCCAACUCGCAAUACGAUCUACCCGCCCAUUAGACACAAUUAUGAAUUUACCUGCAGAUCAGAUGCGGCGUGGAAGAAAGAGCUCAAUAGUGGAGGCGUGGCGUGGAGUUUCUACAACUCCUCUGGUGAGAGAAUCAACUCUCAUAGCGAACCUGUUGCGUUUGUGAUCUCGUCUCUUGUGGCGGAGGGACUAGAUGGAGCAUGCAAUUGCUCUGCAGCUUGGAUCAGUGAUCUUCGAAUCAGACUCUCUACAGUUGGUGGCAGCUAUUGUGGGCGAUUCAAGCUUCUCGGAGAUUCAUGA